UUGGCCUGCUCGCUGGCGCGGCGCGGCGAUGUCCACCCAAAGGAAGAGUUGAGCGGCGGGUAACUUGGGUUGGAGAAUUCUUAUUUAUUACAGUCGCUCUGCUGAGGGCAAUGGAAGCCUGCUCAGCGCCUGCUGGUGUCAUCAAGCCAAUUGACCGACAGUCAGUCCACCAGAUUUGUUCAGGGCAAGUUGUGUUAAGCCUCAGCACUGCUGUAAAAGAGUUGGUGGAAAACAGUCUGGAUGCUGGAGCUACUAAUAUUGAUAUCAGAUUGAAAGAAUUUGGAGCAAGUUUGAUUGAAGUAUCGGACAAUGGGGAUGGAGUGGAAGAAAAAAACUUUGAAGGAUUGACACUGAAGCAUUACACUUCCAAGUUGCAAGACUUCUCUGACCUCUUACAUGUGGAGACCUUUGGAUUUAGAGGUGAAGCUUUGAGCUCCUUGUGUGCUCUAAGUGACCUUAGUAUCGUGACAUGUCACAAAAGUGCCAAGGUUGGAACUCGCCUGGUUUUUGACCAUAAAGGGCAAAUCAGUGAAAAGAUACCAUAUCCUCGACAGCAAGGGACAACAGUUAGCGUUCAGCAGUUGUUUUGCACACUACCAGUCAGGCAUAAAGAGUUUCAGCGAAAUAUUAAAAAGGAAUACAGUAAAAUGGCGCAGGUGCUGCAGGCCUAUUGCAUCAUUUCUACUGGCAUACGGAUAAAUUGUACGAAUCAGGUUGGACAAGGAAAAAGGAACCCUGUUUUUUGUACCAGUGGAUGCACCACUUUGAAGGAAAACAUCAGUGCUUUAUUUGGAUCAAAGCAGUUACAGAAUCUUAUCCCUUUUGUUCAACAAUGCCCAAGUGAGGCAAUUUGUGAAGAUUAUGGAAUUAAUUCCACUGACAUUCCUGUAAAGCUCUACAGAAUCACAGGGUUCGUGUCUCGUAGUGAUCAUGGUGUUGGCAGGAGUUCAACUGAUCGACAGUUUUUCUUUAUCAAUCAGCGACCAUGUGACCCAUUGAAGGUUUCCAAACUUGUAAAUGAAGUCUAUCACAUGUACAACAGACAUCAGUAUCCAUUUGUUGCCCUUAAUAUCGGUGUUAAUUCUGAGUCUGUUGAUCUCAAUGUUACACCAGACAAAAGACAAAUUCUUCUUCAGGAGGAAAUGCUGCUUCUUGCAAUUCUGAAGACAUCCCUUAUUCAGAUGUACGAUUCUAAUGUUAACAAGCUUGAUGUUAAUGAAAAGGUUCCUCAGAAACCAGGAAUCUCUGAAAAUGUUCCCAAGGCAAUCAGUCUGAAGUCCUCUGUUCCAAUUAAGCAGCAAUCACCUGCUGAGCAAUCGUAUGCAGGUAAAGAGAAGUAUGUAGGCAUUGCAAGGUUACGUGAAGCAUACUCCCUACACAGGUCACCAUUAUGUGGGCCCAAAUCUAACAAACAAGAGGACUUUCCAGUGCAAAGAAAACUGCACAAUUUUUUUACCAGUUGUAAAUUGAGUAGCCCUCAGCCUGAUUGUAGGACUGACCACAUCCCAGUGUCUGGAAAACCCAAACAAAUGGAGCAGAACUCCAUGGACUGUGAAAGUGGGACAGAUUCUGCAAAAAGCUGCACAAGGCAACCAUCAGAAUUUGACUGCAACAUGCCAGAGACUAACACUUCGUCCAAACCCACUCUUGGUUCUGAUAAUGCUGUUAGCUUGCCCAACAUGCUCCAAAAUUAUUCAGAAGCUGGGAAAGGAGAAGAAGAACUGAAAACUGAAAUGACUGGCUGUGUUAGUGAGCUAACAGAGAAGACAGAUUCGGCAGAAAAUUGCAGCCGACUACUGACAGAUUCUUGUUCACGCAGUUAUGCCACCCAGGGUGCAAAACGCAUGAAGGUUGACAUCCCCUGUUUGGAUGAUAGCUUGUCAUCAGGUCCUGGGACAUUUCAGACUUCAGAGAUUGACAUACCAGUAGAAAUGAAUAAAAAGUUUGUGAAACUCCCUUUCUCUAUGGCCCUUCUUGCUUUAAGGAUGAAGUUGGUCCAUGAGCAGCAAGCAAUUCAAAAAGAGGCCCAGAGAUGCAGGCGAUUUCGAGCCCAGAUUAGUCCUGAAGACAAUCAAGUGGCAGAAGCUGAACUCAGAAAAGAGAUUAGGUAAUUAAAUUGUCAUUUUUUAAAAUUCAUUCACAGAAUCUGUGGAUUAAAGUCAAAGCCAGUAUGUAUUGCUCAUUCCUAUUUGCCCUUGGGAAGGUGAGCUGCUGUCUUGAUUACAAAACUCAGUGGGCUUCAUAGGCAAUUUCAAGUUAAGAGUCAACCAUAGAUGGAAUCACAUGUGAGACCAAACGAGGUAAGGACAGCAGAUUUUCUUCCCUAAAGCACGUUAGCAAACAACUUAAGGCCACAUUAUUACAUAUGAGUUAGGAGCAGGUGUAGACCAUCCAUCGUCUCAAGCC
Molecule: messenger RNA, 2406 nt
Organism: Rhincodon typus (whale shark)
Lineage: Eukaryota; Metazoa; Chordata; Chondrichthyes; Orectolobiformes; Rhincodontidae
Product: mismatch repair endonuclease PMS2
Exons: 11
Coding region: 111-2111 (666 amino acids)
Biological process (GO): mismatch repair
Cellular component (GO): MutLalpha complex
Molecular function (GO): mismatched DNA binding; ATP binding; ATP-dependent DNA damage sensor activity
Source: RefSeq, a predicted model, not a curated record